Messenger RNA from Eupeodes corollae, 462 nucleotides. RefSeq lists its product as uncharacterized. Lineage: Eukaryota; Metazoa; Arthropoda; Insecta; Diptera; Syrphidae. The record is from RefSeq and is a predicted model, not a curated record. The coding region runs from base 1 to 462 and encodes 153 amino acids. The transcript has a single exon.
AUGGUGAAACUUGGGCUUUCGGCUGGUUUCCUCAAAGUCAUGCGAGAUCAUCCGGGCCCACCGUCUGUAACAAAUGAUGAGCGUUGGCAUCAAGGUCAUGUCAAACUCAUCGCUUGUAACGAUCAGAGGUCGCGCGAUCUCUAUACGCUUGCUGUCGGCAUGCUGGGCGAAGUUUGGUCAGGUGCAAAACUCGAGGUCGUUGCAAAGGAAGAUAUUCCAUGCAGGCCGAGAGCUUGCGCUUGGAUCCCUAAAGAACCCUCAUGUCUAGAUGACAUACGUAAGAUGAUUAAGAGCAGUAACCCGGACCUUCCUUGUCACGACUGGAAGAUCGUGAAACUGGAGGACCCAAAUCGUCUUUAUCGAAAUGUGAUUAUCGUAAUCAAUAAAGACUCUUUAGCUUUUCUGGCGCGAGUUAAAAGAUGGGGUAGACGCUCCAUGAAAGCCUUCACAACCCUUUCUUAA